AUGGUUUUGGAGACCGAUGGAUUGGUUGGAUUUCUUGGUGUACGUGUAACUGAAGCUCAGUUUUCAAUUUUGGUUAAUGGGAAAGCUACUUCUAGAAUUCAACCAUCUAAAGAAAUAAGACAGGGUGACCCAUUGUCCCCUUUCUUGUUUUUGUUAGUGGUUGAAGUUCUUUCUUUGCUUAUGAAUGAUGCAGUAGCUGCAGGCAGGAUCAGUGGAUUUCAAGUGGUGGAAGGAGGUACCAUAGUCUCUCAUUUGCAGUUUGCGGAUGACACAAUAAUUCUGCUAGAUGCAACCAAACUGGAGGUAAGGAGACUGUUUAUUAUCCUUAUGAUGUUUGAGGUGAUGACUGGUUUGAAGCCGAACUUGGAGAAGAGUGCAAUGACUAGUAUAGGUGCAGAUGAACUUGUGCAUGAGCUUUUCUUUAGAGUUGGAGUGCAAAGUGGAUAG
Molecule: messenger RNA, 447 nt
Organism: Papaver somniferum (opium poppy)
Lineage: Eukaryota; Viridiplantae; Streptophyta; Magnoliopsida; Ranunculales; Papaveraceae
Exons: 1
Coding region: 1-447 (148 amino acids)
Source: RefSeq, a predicted model, not a curated record